GGCUGCUUCUCUCUCUCUCUCUGCCCCCCGUGGACUCUUUGCCCUGCCCCCUCCCAGCCGUCUUCCCUGCCUGGCCUUGGUCUCUCUCUCUCUCUGUGUCUCCGUCACCUUCAUGCCUGUGCCAUCUCUCUCGCUCUCAGUCUCUAUCAACUCUGCUCUGUGUCCCCCUGGGGAAAGUGGGGGCACCUCCGCCUGAGCCCCCUGCCUAAGUUCCCUGCUGGGACGGGAGCCACUUCACCCCACACACACUCCCUGAAGCCCCUCCAGGACUCCAGCCUGGCUGCAAACACCCAUCCUGGACUUUGCCUGGCCCUCCAGGCUCUGCUGGGGGAAGCGACCUGAGAGGUCCCUGCCUGGGCUGUAGGCAUCUCGAACCCUCGGCCCCCAUGGACCCCCUGAGGCGCUCCCCCUCUCCCUGCCUGUCCUCGAGGCCCUCCAGCCCCAGCGCCCCACCCUGCGAGAUGCUUGGUCCUGUGGGCAUUGAGGCUGUGCUGGACCAGCUGAAGAUCAAGGCUAUGAAGACGGGGUUUGAGUUCAACAUCAUGGUGGUGGGGCAAAGCGGGCUGGGCAAGUCCACGAUGGUGAACACGCUGUUCAAGUCCAAAGUGUGGAAGUCAAAUCCACCGGGCUUGGGGGUGCCCACACCCCAGACACUGCAGCUGCAUUCAGUGACCCAUGUCAUAGAGGAGAAGGGUGUGAAGCUGAAGCUGACGGUGACGGACACGCCCGGCUUCGGGGACCAGAUCAACAAUGACAACUGCUGGGACCCCAUCCUGGGCUACAUCAACGAGCAAUACGAGCGGUACCUUCAGGAGGAGAUACUCAUCACCCGCCAGCGCCACAUCCCAGACACCCGGGUGCACUGCUGCGUGUACUUUGUGCCACCCACUGGGCACUGCCUGCGGCCCCUGGACAUUGAGUUCCUGCAGCGGCUGUGCCGGUCUGUGAAUGUGGUGCCCGUGAUUGCCCGGGCCGACAGCCUGACCAUGGAGGAGCGAGAGGCCUUCAGGCGCAGGAUCCAGCAGAACCUGAGGACCCAUUGCAUCGACAUCUACCCCCAGAUGUGCUUUGACGAGGACAUCAAUGACAAAAUCCUCAACAGCAAGUUACGGGACCGAAUCCCUUUUGCAGUGGUAGGGGCUGACCAAGAGCACCUGGUGAACGGGAGGUGUGUCCUGGGCCGGAAGACCAAGUGGGGCAUCAUUGAAGUGGAGAACAUGGCGCACUGUGAAUUUCCUCUCUUGAGAGACCUGCUCAUCCGCUCCCACCUCCAAGACCUGAAGGACAUAACCCACAAUGUCCACUACGAGAACUACCGCGUCGUCAGACUCAAUGAAAGCCACCUGCUGCCCCGCGGGCCCGGCUGGGUGAACCUGGCCCCGGCCUCCCCGGGACAGCUGACCACACCCCGGACCUUCAAGGUCUGCAGCGGGGCUCAUGACGAUUCUGACGAUGAGUUCUGACCACCGGCUGAUCCCGGAGCUCCUGGGCUUCCUGAGUCCCCAGUGGCUCUCAACACACACCUGUGUACCAGAGCAUCUAUUAAAUGUGAGCCUUGCUUUUUAUGAAAAGCUGUACUUUGAAAACAAAAGGCAUUUUGUAAAUGACUUCUUUGAGCUAUCCACAAAUAAGAAGGCUGGGUCUCACUCUGUUACCCAGGCUGGAGUACAGUGGCGC
This is a messenger RNA of Symphalangus syndactylus (siamang), 1677 nucleotides long. It is a transcript of the gene SEPTIN12, whose product is annotated as septin 12. Gene Ontology annotation, molecular function: GTP binding. The record is from RefSeq and is a predicted model, not a curated record. Lineage: Eukaryota; Metazoa; Chordata; Mammalia; Primates; Hylobatidae.